Molecule: messenger RNA, 315 nt
Organism: Candidula unifasciata
Lineage: Eukaryota; Metazoa; Mollusca; Gastropoda; Stylommatophora; Geomitridae
Source: the annotation of a GenBank genome assembly
AUGCCUGAAUGCAGACGAGAUCAAACCAGAUUUAUCGUGUUUCUGGCGGUGAUGAUGACAGUGGAGACUGCUGUGAUUUUUGCAAUCAUGCAUUGGGAACACAAAAAUGCUGAACACCAGGCACAGGAGAGGCUGUCCAGGCAGCGGGCAGAACAUGCAACACCACAUCUGCUGCACAGGGACGAGAAACCAAGCUACAACCAGCAAAGAAUAUCUGACAAACGAAGAAAUAAGCAAACAUGGAAGCAUAAAAACAAAUACAAAUCAACAGACUCCCAUACUGGAUUACUGAAAAACAAAACUGUUAAAACUUAA